AUGAAUCACUAUUAUCGUGGUGGUGCCGCUCCUAGAUAUGAGCGAAUCGACCAGGAAGAUGUUCCUGAAAGCAAACAUACAGUUUUCAUUCGUGGUCUUCCAGGCCAUCUUAAAACUGAUGAAGUGAAGUUGGAUCAUAUCGGUCCAUGCUCAUUCGAUUUUAUCAAAGUAUCUCAAGAUCAGUUAAAAUUAUUUGUGGCAGUUCGUUUUGAAACUCGUGAUGCGGCUAAAGAAUGUAUGCAUAAAUAUAAAGAUGGCGAAAUUCUGGGAUAUCCAAUUGAAAUGACAUGGUUUAGAGAUAUUCGUCGUUUUGUUUCAUAUCAGCAAAGUCAAAAAAUUUUUCAGAGUCGAUCACCAUCGCCAGUCAUUGAACGUAAAUCACGAAAAUCAAAACGGGAGAAGAAGAAACGGCGUCGGCGUUCCCCAUCAUCGUCAAGCUCCAGCACUACCGUGCCCGAACGUACAUCUGAUGAACUGAGUGAAGGCGAACUUCGAAGAAAAAUUCUUAAAAAAAGAGAAAAGGCGAUGAAAGAAGAAUCUAGUAAAUAUUCGGAUGAGCAUUUCCAUGAUUCUAAAGAUGUACAUGAAUGUUCAGCAUUUCCUCCAUUUUUUUCAGCAUCGCAGAAAAUGACUGAAAAAAGUGGAGUGUGGGAGGAAAAAGAAGUGGUUGCUCCACGUAUUGAGUCGAUAUUGCAAAAUACCACUUUAAAAUUCGGGCUUGAAAGCACCACUUUUUUGCAGGCAUACAAGAGCGAUUGUGAAACGUUUGCUUUCGUGACAAAGGCUUUAAUUGAAAAAGAUCAAGCAUUAGAAGAUCGUUUACUUGCAGCUCUAUCAGCAGCCCUCAAUGAUAUUGAAGAAUCUUUUAACCAGAAAAUUGACCAAUAUUUAGACCAGUUACUGAUGUUCAUGACGGUUUAA
This is a messenger RNA of Dracunculus medinensis (Guinea worm), 921 nucleotides long. The record is from the annotation of a GenBank genome assembly. Lineage: Eukaryota; Metazoa; Nematoda; Chromadorea; Rhabditida; Dracunculidae.